Molecule: messenger RNA, 510 nt
Organism: Effrenium voratum
Lineage: Eukaryota; Dinophyceae; Suessiales; Symbiodiniaceae
Source: the annotation of a GenBank genome assembly
AUGUCUCAGAGCGCAGACAUGCAGAAGAAGGUUCAGGAGACUGCGAAUCAGGCCUACACCGCCAGUAAGGAUGCCGCAAACCAAGCCUACGCCACCGGCAAGGAGAAGAUGAGUGAGGCCCAAGCGUCUGACAGCACGCAGCAGAUGAAGCAGGGCUUGGAGAGUGCGCAGGAAAAGACUGCCGAGGCCUACGAGGCUUCCAAGGAGAUGGCGGCGCAGGGCUAUGAGGCCGCCAAGCAACAGACAGCCAGCGGCGUAGAGGCUGCACAGGAGCAGCUCGUGCAUGGAUAUGAUUCCGCAAAGGAGAAGCUGUCAGAAAACUUUGAGGCAUCAAAGGAGGAGACGCGUGCGCAGGGCGAGGCUGCCAAGCAAAAGACGAAAGAGCAGCUUGCGCACGGCUAUGAUGCUGCGAAGGAGAAGUUGGCAGAAGGCUACGCAGCCACCAAAGAGAAAGUGGUUGGCGCCUUUGAGUCCGAGGAAGGUCAGCAGGGAAGGGCUGGUGGUUCCUGA